Molecule: messenger RNA, 4678 nt
Organism: Anolis sagrei ordinatus
Lineage: Eukaryota; Metazoa; Chordata; Lepidosauria; Squamata; Anolidae
Gene: MICALL1
Product: MICAL like 1
Molecular function (GO): protein binding
Source: RefSeq, a predicted model, not a curated record
GACUAAGCCUCCUCCGCAGAGGAGCGCUGCUCUGCCGCUCCCGGCGAUGGGCGGAGAGGGAGGCUCCGCGUCCGCCGGCGGGACAGGUCUGAGCAGAGCCCCGCGGCGCCCUUCCUGGGCGGGAGGAGAGGGAGCCUCCCUCCGGGAGUAGCGGAGAAGAGAAGAGGAGGAGGAGAGCCAGGAGAAGCGCUGAGGAGGCUGGAGGAGUCCAUGUCGGGCCCGCGCAGCGCCUUGCAGGCCUGGUGCCGCCGCCAGUGCGAGGGCUACCCCGGCGUCGAGGUCCGGGACCUCAGCAGCUCCUUCCGCGACGGACUCGCCUUCUGCGCCAUCCUCCACCGGCACCGGCCCGACUUGCUGGACUUUAAUUCACUUUCUAAGGAGAAUGUGUACGAAAACAACCGCCUGGCAUUUGAAGUGGCCGAGCAGGAGCUGGGGAUCCCUGCCCUGCUGGAUCCCAGCGACAUGGUCUCCAUGAAGGUCCCCGACUGCCUCAGCAUCAUGACUUAUGUGUCUCAGUAUUACAACCAUUUUAACAAUCCCAACCAAGCUAGAAUCCCUCCAUCUCUGAAGCGCCCAGCAGGUGCCUCUGCGCCCACCCUGCCAGCUCAUGAGUCUACAUCUACAUCUGAGACUACAUCUGCACCCCAGAAUGAUGUUGCUGAAGGCCUGGCAGAGCAGUCCCAACGUACCACCCUUAGCAGCACUUGCGCAGCUUGCCAACAACAUGUUCACCUGGUCCAGCGCUAUCUGGCUGAUGGAAAGCUCUACCACCGUCAGUGCUUCAGAUGUAAGGAAUGCUCCAGCACCCUUCUCCCUGGAUCUUAUAAGCCUGGACCUGAAUUGGGCACAUUUGUAUGCACCCAACAUCGUGGGAAACUGGGCCUGAGUGGGAGAGCUGAGCGGAGGCCGAGUCCAGAUCUUCAAUAUGUAAAGGAAAGCAAAGAGCCUGGGAUGGUGACUGCUGGUGCAGAGGAAGAGAAUGGAAUAUUAGAGACUAAUCCAUCAGCUAUAGAAGAGAGAGACAAAGAGGGAAAAGCAGUUGACAAACUGGAAGCAGAGACUGAGGUGCCUCUUGCUCAGCCAAAGAAUGAAACACUUGCAUCUGAUCCUGUCUCUGAGCCUUCCUCUCAAAUGCCUCCCAAGCCCCCUGUGCCAGCAAAGCCUCCAAUGUUUAUCCAGGAGAAAGCUAAGCUCAUGGAGACUCGCCCCACUCCUGCCCCCCGGAAGAGCAUAGACACUACAACUCUGUCACCACCAAACUCUCAUCCUGUUCCAAGGCCCAGAGCCAAUAUCCAGACUGACAGCUGCAGUGAGCCAGGAUCUGGCAUGGUCAAUGGUAGGCCUUCUGACCCCUGUCCUCCAGUUCCGAAGCCCAGAGGCAGGCCAGCAUCCUCAGAACGAACUGGAGAGUCACCAAAGCCAAAGGACCCUCCAUGGAUUGCAUUGGUUCAGGGGGAGCCCAAGAGGAAGCCUGCUCCUCCCCCACCAGGUGGUAGCAAGGAGAGUCCACCAAGGGCUUCAGAAGAGGAUGAAGAUGUUGCAGAGGAAGGGAAGGCACAAGGGAGAAAAAGCAGGCCCACUACAAGGGAAUCAAAGCCCUACAACCCUUUUGAGGAUGAGGAAGAGGAGGAAAUAGAAGAAGAGGAGGGGUUUGCCACACCACAGAAUGUUUCAAAGCCAGAGCAGGCUGAGGCUGAGACCUCAAGGGUUGCUCACCCCUGGUACGGUAUCACCCCCACCAGUAGUCCCAGAACAAAGAAGCGUCCAGCACCAAAGGCUCCCAAUGCUUCCCCACUUGCUCACCAUUCCAUCUCUAGAAUUUCCCGAUCAGAGCCAUCUUCUUCCACCCCAUCUCCUGCUCUCAGCCUGGAGAGUAUCGCCUCUGAGUGUUUGGUCAAGGCAGCUGAAAACUUGGAGGAGAUCUCUGUGCCCAAGAGCUCCUCUGAGCCUAUGGUCCAUGCUCCACCUGCUUCCAGCUUGAACCCCCCACUUGCCAACAUCUCCUCCAAUGAGGGCACUGCAGCUCUGCCCAGUGGCUCCACUGUCUCUUCCUUAUCCUCAUCUAGUGAGUUGGCUGAUUCUGGCAAUGAGGUACCAGUGGGGAAUUUACAGACUACCAAUAGCUGCUCAGCUGGGAACUUGAAAACCAGCUCUGAGCAAGCCUCACCCAAGCCCCUGGCAGGUGCCACUCCCACGCCUAUCCUUUUGGUCUCGGAUCUGAAUAGCGGGGCUGCCAGGAACUCUCCUUCGCCCAAAGCACAGCCAAAGUCAUCUUGUAAAGAGAAUCCCUUCAACCGGAAGCCGUCACCUGUUGCCUCCCCCUCCAUUAAGAAAAAUCCCAAAGGACCCAAGCCAGCGAGGCCUCCUGCUCCUGGACAUGGCUUUCCAUUAAUCAAACGGAAGGUUCAAUCAGACCAGUAUGUCCCUGUGGAAGAUAUCUAUGGUGAGAUGGACAGCAUUGAGCAACAGCUGGAUGAGUUGGAGCACAGAGGAGUUGAGCUAGAACGAAAACUUCGCAGCAUGGAGAACGAGGCACCUGAAGAUGGUUUGCUGGUAGACUGGUUUAAACUCAUCCAUGAGAAGCAUAUGCUGGUACGACGGGAAUCUGAACUCAUCUACAUUUUUAAGCAACAAAACUUGGAGCAGCGGCAGGCUGAUGUGGAGUUUGAGCUGCGGUGCCUUCUCAAUAAACCUGAGAAAGAGUGGACGGAUGAUGACCGGGUGAGGGAGAAGGUGUUGAUGCAAGAGCUUGUGACCAUUAUUGAGCAACGUAAUGCCAUAGUCAACUGUUUGGAUGAAGACCGGCAAAGAGAGGAAGAAGAGGACAAAAUGUUGGAAGCAAUGAUUAAAAAGAAAGAAUUUCACAAGGAAACUGAUGCUGAUAACAAGAAAAAAGGGAAAUUCAAGCCCAUGAAAGUGCUGAAGCUCCUUGGGAACAAAAACGAGUCAAAGAGCAAGUCACCCAAGGAGAAAAGCUAAAGCGUGUGGCAGCCAGAAGCAGGAGAGGGCUGUUAUUGCUCUCUGACUGCCUCUGCCCUGUUCAGCUGGGCACUUGGCAAACAGGACUUGCUGCCUCCAGCUUGCUGUCCUUCUAAGAGGUCAUGGCUCGCCAUACAUGAACGCUGGCUUUUCCCUGGAGAAAGAUGGUCACCUUCCAGCAAUAGGUGCUCCUCCGCCUUAAGAAGCAGGGGGUAAAGGUGGGAUAAUGGCAAGCCCAGUCAGCACUGAAAAUUAUGGAGGGCAAAUGUGAAGGAGAAAGUCGCUGGUCUCUUUUAGCCUCAGGGAGGGGUGAGGGCGAGGAAGAGGUGAAAUCAUGUCUGACUUCCUCAGUUGCGCACAUGUUCUUUUCAUGGUUCUGAGCAAUCCAGGAUUUGGGUGGCUCUGGGAAACUUGCACUAAUUGUCUCCCUUCUCUAACUGUGAUAAUCACAUGUGCCUGACAUUAUGAAAACCCUUUACAGCAGUCACAGAGGGUGGGAUUCUGUUUUCCCGCUCCGAAUGUACUUUUACUUGUGUGUCAAAAAACAAAAAUAAUUUUGAAAAACCUUGGGGCUUUCAGAGUAGGAUUAUUUAUUUUAUUGACGGCUUAAAACUGUUAAAACUUCAAAGAGUUUGCAGAAAACACCUCAGUGUCAUAAUGGCUUAUAGAAACAGCCAAAAUACCAGAAUCCAUUCUAAAAUGUCCCACUUUUAGAAGCCUUCUGCACAACCAAAGGUAAUGUACAGUGAAUGCUGGACCUCUUGGGAAACCAUUUAGCAAAAUGAGUUAAUACAACGCUCACUGCGCCUUAUAAACCCUCUUGGUUGCUGCUGCUAAUUUCAUCUAUGGUGCUCCUUGAGGGAUGCAGGAAGCUGGGAAAGGAUCAAAUAUUCCCUGUCCGCUGUUAGGCAUUAGAAGAUGCACUCAAUGCCAACCUGGCUUGUUUGCCUUGCUCACCAGUGCCACCCUUCACUCAUUUGGGGGCAUCUCCACUGCUCCUUCCCCAGCUUGGUCUGUAGAUACUUUUCUAAAAAUGCAAAGACAGUGCUUUCUGUUAUUUUCUUAGCAGACUUGUAAAUCCCUCUACCCCACUCCCAGCUUUCUUUUGAUUUUGGUAUAUGUAUGUUGCUCUGUGUGUGUGUGUGAAGAAGAGAGAUGUGUCUUUCUUCCUUUCUUUCUGCCUUCUCCUCUGCGCUGAGGAGCUAUUUAUUGAAAUGUUUGUUUGGUCUGAGUUAAAACACUGAUAGUAUUGUAGAUGUUGGUUAGUCAGCUGUUAGUCUUGAGUUCUUGUGAGCCGAGUAGACUACCAGCCCAGAGCAAAUUGCUGUGCUGCCUUAUCCAGAUACAAUGAAUAUCUUGGCCAGGCCCUGGCUAUGACACUCACUCCAGACAAUUCCAGAAGGGGAUUUAGCUUGACGGGUGUUGCCAGCUCUGGCCAGGGCCAUGUUCUCAGCCCCUAAAAGUGAAUGUCAACCGUCAGUAUGUUCCCACCCUCCACAGCAAGGUCAUCCCGGGGUUCAAUCCCAAAGCACAACUUUCCCUUUUGCUCUUUUAAAAAAACCAAGGUUCCAAAAUACCAUCAGAUUUACUCCAAUCAGAAAUACCCACCAGACUUUGGUGGACAGAAUGACACUGUAAUAACUGCAGUUUUCACUAGCAUGCAGGGAACAAAGACAUUAAAUGGAACAAUUGUACUGAG